Aspergillus ibericus CBS 121593 is the source of this 2801-nucleotide messenger RNA. RefSeq lists its product as uncharacterized. Bases 406 to 2733 code for a protein of 775 amino acids. The record is from RefSeq and is a predicted model, not a curated record. The transcript is spliced from 3 exons. Lineage: Eukaryota; Fungi; Ascomycota; Eurotiomycetes; Eurotiales; Aspergillaceae.
UCUUCCUCUCAUCCCUCUUCAUCUCUUCCCUUUCAUUCUCUUUGUCGACCUAUAGCCGUUUCUUCCCUGAAUUACCUGCCUGUCCAUGGAUGCCACUUCACACUGCCAAAUGAAUACCCUUCAGCCCCUUUCCUGGCAUCUUCGCCCGCGGAGAAUUCGGAACGAUUCGCCGAAGCAAAAGGCGCAGCAACUGGCAACCCAACCAGGGCUUCUCCACUCCGCAGGGUUCUGGUGAAAUGGCUUCAACGCUAGACAGCCGAUGCCCCAUGAGCUUGGCCUUUUUAGUCUUAGAUGGUCAGACGCUUAGACGCAGGGGUAAAUCGCGCAGAUGAAUAUAAGUAACCCCUGAAUGGGCCCCGCGGGUCUGAUCUCUUAUUCCCCCCGAUCAGCAUCGUGAUAUACAUCAUGGCCGCUUUGAACACCCCUCAGCCGGCUGGAAAUGUCCAGAAAAAGCCAGAAAAGGAGAGCCCGAUCCUGGUACCACUACGGUAUCGGUCCAAGUCACUGUAUCUUCUUGCCUUCUAUGUCGCCAUCCUGCUGAUUCCCUGGGUGAUGACUUGUGUCAUGAUGGUGCGCCCCCUCGACGCCGCUUCCUAUACACGCCAGGGCCUUGGCCAGUCCGCAUCAGUGAUUCUGAAUAUUCUGGCCAGUCUGGACGUUAUCCUGGUUCUCGAGAAGGUUCAGGCCGUCCUCGCGAUUCCUAUUGUCUCUGGCUUCCUGGCCCAGGCCGCUGUGGUCUACGCACAGCGGCGCUCGCCUGAUCAGAAGUUAUCUCUGCAGCAGCUGGUCGCCCUGGCCGACCGUCCCUGGGCUAACGUGAUAUCAUGGUUUCGGUGCCUCUCCUCCAAGAAUGGCACUGGGUCCCGACUUGCCGUUCUUGGGGGUCUGUUCGUUCUGUUGGUGGCGGCUACCCCUGCCAUUCAAUCGCUUUUGGUCAAGUUCGAGGACAUUACCAUCGCCACUUGUUGGGAGAUGCCUGUCUGGUCCUGCAACGCGGCAAACAUUGCCACGGUUGUGGCCCUUGACCCAGAACCAGCCGCUCUAGAAUAUAUGCCCCAGAGCCUUGCUGUUCAGCAAGUGGCCAAGAAGACGCAAUUGGUAAGCGAGAUGGAUAUACAGCCCUACCUGUGGUCCGAGAAUUGGACAUCCAUGAGUGAUGCAGUGGAUAUCCAGAGGGGAACAUUCUUCUGGUACGAUGAGGUCUUUCCUUCGGAGAAGUACUUUGUGUCAGCGCUGCAGAAUGGGACCAAUACGGGUGUCUUGCGUGAACAUGCCAUUCGAUUGAAUUCAACCUCUGCCUGCGUGGCUGUACCAGCAUCGGACUUCCCCCAAACAUGCCCCGGUGACAGACCUUUCGUGACCAACCUGACCGCUCCCGGCCUUCUUGACAUCCGGAUCUGCGUGCCCGGGAUGUAUGGACAAACCCCUUGGACCCGGAGUCGGGACCGGCAAGAUAUUUCGGAGGAACUAUGGAUCGAUGUGGUUCCACAACUCUGGGAAUACGAAGUCUACCAAUCCAACUUCACCUUGCGGUGUACCACCAAUUCCACCCGGGGGUAUUUCGAGAUCAGCAAUUACCGGAAUGGUAAUCACCCAGGACCACUCCUGGAGAAGUGGCCGAGCCAAGAAGUGCUAGCGAAAGAUUUCAAUGACUACUUGGGGAUAGAUGGAGAUUUUGCCAUUCCGUCCGUUGUUGAUAAUGAUACCGACUCGAACCUGUUCGUUCUGGGGCCUGCACCAGUUGAUCCGUUCAAUACUGUGGAGCUCUAUGCUGCUGGUCCGCUGAUGACCAGUGCGCUGGCCCUGUUCGGCAACCAGAGCUUUUUCGGCGCAGCUAGCAACGCCAGCAACAGUAGCUCCGCACGAUCUGCACUAUCUGAUAUCUGCCGGUUUGAUGCAUUUCCGUUCAACCGACUGGAAUCGGCUGGAUUCAAUAUGGCCGCAGCGUACUGUGAUGAGCUCUUGUGGACGCUAGAGUAUCACGACAACGACUUCUUGUACCAACAACUUCUGUUUACUGUGUAUACUUGGAUCGCCUCCUUCAAUGUGACUGAGACGGCCGCUACCGCGCUAAAUAUGGCAACCUACUUUGCCAACGAGGCUGUUCUGACCAACACGGCAGCACAAGGCUACGCGCACAACUCUCGAGAGAUCUACUUUGACAGCGGCUCCGUGAUUAUCAAGCCGAAAUGGAGUCUCGCAGCGGUGAUUACCAUUUCCAUUCUCAUUGGCCUUCAAAUUCUAGGUCUCUGUCUGAUCAUGGUGUACUGCCACUCGGUCCCCACCUGGACGGGCAGCUUUGAUGCUUUUGCUAUGCUCCGUGUGGGCGCGGAACUGCAGCGGUCCCAGCAUGUUCGCUUCGCCGGCAUCAGAGAUACGGAUAAGCAGGACCUGGCGGUUCUGGCCAGUAUUGAUGGACUUGUGGGAGUCGUGGACAGUCGCCAGCCAAUGUCAGAGGGGCAGGAGGCCAAGGAGAACUCGCCCCUGGUUCGUCAGUUGGCUGGGGAGUCCACUACCACGGUGCAUGACUUGAACGAAUCUCAGACAGUUUAUUCCGGGGUUUCCAUCGGACUUGACCAGGACGGUGAGAAUAGGGAUGAAAGAGGAAAGCGAGAAGGGCUAGAGCCACCGUUCCGUCUUGCGGUGGGUGCACCAGGCUUGAUUACGAAGGACAUGGGCCCUAGGAAAACAAGGAGACGGGACAAGAACGAUACGACCGAGCAUGAAGUGUGACGGCACCGUUGCAAAUACCUACAAUAUUGUUCUAGUCGUAGUUAUAAUUGAAGUCGACAUAAUCACGA